CUCUGAAGCCCCGCCCCCUCGCUUCAUCCCGCCGCCGCAGAUCUCGCGGUAGCUCGUGAAUCGCACUGUCAUGGCUGCCGAAGGAGUCGCGGUGUUUUUAAGUUGAUGAAAUUUUCUCUUGAAUUGUGUGAAACAUGAGGAGGUUUGUUUUUUGUGUUUUUUUUAAAGACGGGGCAAGCGGCAACACGACACCAAAUACACGCCUAAUAAGGAAUACAGACAGAGAGAGAAAGAGACAGAAAGAUAUAUGAGCGACUUGACAGAAACAAAAAGGUAGGGUAAACAUUGAAGGAGAGGAUGCGAGGAGCGGUAUUAUUUACAUGUAAGAUAUUGAAUUUCAAACUAAACGUGUGAGACGCGUUCAAUAACACCAGCAGAGUGACUGGGAAGACUAGGACUGGCCUCGUAUAAAGCCUACAUGUUUUUGUAUUCAGUUAUAUAUAUAUAUAAGUACAUACUGUAUCUACACAAAUAUAAACACAAAUAGUACAAUACUGUACCAGUGUGCUGAGCAAGUUGACAGCUCACCUCACACACACACAGAGAGAGAGAGACAGAGAGAGAGGAGAGACACACAGAGAGAGAAAGAGACACACAGAGAGAGAAAGAGACAGAGAGAGAGAGGAGAGACAAAGAGAGAGAGACACAGAGAGAGAGAAAGAGAGAGAGAGACACAGAGAGAGAAAGAGAGAGAGGAGAGACACAGAGAGAAAGAGAGAGAGAGAGAGAGAGAGAGAGAGAGAGACAGAGAGAGAGAGAGGAGAGAGAGGAGAGACACAGAGAGAGAGAGGAGAGAAAGAGAGAGAGGAGAGACACAGAGAGAGAGGAGAGACAAAGAGAGAGAGACACAGAGAGAAAGAGAGACACACAGAGAGAAAGAGAGAGCGCUGACAACAGCAGCUGCUGCCAUGGCAACAGUAGCAGCGGUGUCAGAACCAAUCAGAGAGGCCGACCCGGAGACUGAGGAGUCCCGACCCGCCACCCCUCCUACGCAAGCAGAACCAGAACCAGGACCGGGGGAAGGGGGCGAGCCGGCCCUCAAGGUCCCGCGCGUCUCAGACGGGGGUCCGGAAGCGGCCCCACCUUCUGGGGAAAGCUCUGCCGGGCCAGCGGUUUCCAUCCCGGAACCGCAGGUGGGCUCGGAUGCCGGGCUCUCCGGAGUGACCCGGGCUUCAGAGGAAGGGAGUCUGGAUCAGGCUGCUGCAGAGCUGAGCGGGGGAGAGGAGAGAGGAGGAGGAGGAGGAGGAGGAGGAGGAGGAGGAGGAGGAGGAGGGGCGGCCGCCUGCGAGGAGGUGGGAGUCGACAUGCAGUGCGAGACACAGGGGAGCCAGGAUGACCUCGGUUUGGAUUUUACCCAUGAUCCCACGCUGUUGACGGGAGCCUGGGCCGAAUAUUCUGGAGUGACGGAAAACUUUCUCAAGGGCUGCAAAUGGGCCCCGGAUGGAUUGUGUCUUGUGACCAACAGCGCUGACAACGUUCUCCGAGUCUACAACCUGCCCCCAGAACUCCACAGCCCGGACUGUGAGGGGCUCCCCGAAAUGACCCCUGUGUUGCGGAUGGCGGAGGGAGAUACAGUGUAUGACUAUUGCUGGUAUCCACUCAUGUCUUCCAUGGAGCCGGAGACAUGCUUCAUCGCCAGCAGCAGCCGGGACAACCCCAUCCACAUCUGGGACGCCUUCUACGGUGACCUCCGAGCGACCUUCCGUCCCUACAACCACCUGGACGAGCUCUCUGCAGCUCACUCGCUGUGCUUCUCCCCCGACGGAGCCCAGCUGUUCUGCGGCUUCGACAGGAUGGUGCGCGUGUUCCAGACCUGCAGACCCGGCCGCGACUGUGAGAAGAGACCCACGAUGGUGCAGAAGCAGGGGCAGAGCGGGAUCAUCUCCUGCAUUGCGUUCAGCCCGGCUCAGGAUCUCUAUGCCUGCGGCUCCUAUUCCCGGACGGUGGGUCUGUACUCGCGGGCGGAGGGGCUCCCCAUCGCAGUGCUGCAGGGGCACCAGGGGGGGCUCACUCACCUGCGCUUCUCCCCCGACGGCACGCUGCUCUACAGCGGGGGCAGGAAGGACCCCGAGAUCCUGUGCUGGGACCUGCGUGAGCCGGGCAGGGUGCUGUUCUCCAUGCGGAGAGCCGUCUCCACCAACCAGAGGAUGUACUUCGACCUGGAGCCGUCGGGUCAGUAUCUGCUGAGUGGGGACACUGAAGGGGUUGUGUCAGUUUGGGACACCUCUCUACCGCCCUCCGAAGGGAAGGACCCGGUACUGCAGCCCGUACUACAGUUCCAAGCACAGAAAGACUGCGUCAACGGGAUCAGCCUGCACCCCCUGAUGCCCCUGCUGGCCUGCUCCUCCGGGCAGCGGCAGCUCCCUGAGCCCUGCGAGAGCGGGGACGAGUCGGACGAGGCCGGGGGCCUCAUGACGCUGCGCAACGUCCAGGGAGAGAACUCGCUGACCCUCCUCUGGGCUGGACCAACAGCACAGCAAACCGGGGGGGAGAUAACUGGCUGACACUCCGCUGGGCUGGACCAACAGCACAGCAAACCGGGGGGGAGAUAACUCACUGACACUCUGCUGGGCUGGACCAACAGCACAGCAAACCGGGGGGGAGAUAACUGGCUGACCCUCCUCUGGACGAUGCGAAACUUGUCCCCAGCUGUACGGUGACAGUUCUUCAGAGCACCCCACGCCGCUGCGUUUGCCAAAGUGACAUUUCUCUGUACAUGUGUUUCUAUGUGACUGACGGAAUAAAAGUGUAUUUUUUUUCUCAA
Molecule: messenger RNA, 2764 nt
Organism: Acipenser ruthenus (sterlet)
Lineage: Eukaryota; Metazoa; Chordata; Actinopteri; Acipenseriformes; Acipenseridae
Gene: wrap53
Product: WD repeat containing, antisense to TP53
Exons: 10
Coding region: 909-2504 (531 amino acids)
Biological process (GO): Cajal body organization
Cellular component (GO): Cajal body
Molecular function (GO): RNA binding; protein binding
Source: RefSeq, a predicted model, not a curated record